UGUAAUUUUAACGGUUCCUCCGAAGCCACCGAGCUGAUUGUUGUGCGCGGAGAGUCCUACCCAUACGGGUACCUGACUCGGUGAACGGUGCGUGGUAUGACGCUGCAGGAAUGUGGGGUUAUGAGUCCCGCUGCCCCUCCGCCACAAUUUCUUGAGAAUCACCACCAACACACUCUUUCGCACUCUCUUGAACCAUUGCAACAUGAGUGACGCACCACCACCAGCCGCAGCUCCGAGUGAAGCCCCACAGGGUGAGGCGCCAUCCAAGAAUGCCUUGAAGAAGGCGCAGAAGGAGAAGGAGAAGGCAGAGAAGAAGGCCGCCGCAAAGGCCCGCGAAAUGGCCGACCGGACGAAAAAGGAGGCUGCCGACGCAGAGGAUGUCUCUAAAGACUCUUAUGGCGAGCUGCCUCUCACCGGCUCAAAGGACUUCAAGCCCACGGGGAUCGAACGCGUCGGCCUUGACGAGGUAGCCAGCCACGUCGACAAGGAGAUCACAUUCCGUUGCUGGGUCGAGAACGCCCGCUCCCAGUCGGCGAAGCUGGCCUUCCUGAACUUGCGCCAGAACCUCAGCACCAUCCAGGCCGUUAUUGCUGCCAGCGACGCGCUGAGCAAGCAGAUGGUCAAGUUUUGUGGUACGGUUCCUACCGAAAGUACAAUCGUUGUUACUGGACUGGUCAAGAAGGCUCCCGAGCCCAUCAAGAGCGCCUCCAUCCAGGACUACGAGAUUCACAUCAAGAAGCUGUUCAUCGAGGUCAAGGCCGAGGUGCCGCUGCCACUGCAGGUCGAUGAUGCAGAGAGGCCUCUGCCGGCUGAGACCACGGCUGAGGAGGAACAGAAGGAGGAGGGCGGUGAGCGACCGCUCGUCAGCCUCAACACUAGGCUCAACAACAGGACGAUCGAUCUGAGGGCCAAGAUCAACCAGUCGAUCUUCGUUGUCAAGAGCGGUGUGUGCGCUAUCUUCCAGGAGUUCCUGUCGAAGAAGGGCUUCACACUUGUCCAGACUCCUAAGAUCUUGGGCGCCGCUUCGGAGGGAGGCGCCAACGUCUUCGAGCUCAAGUACUUUGACCGCCAGGCUUACCUGGCCCAAUCGCCGCAAUUCUACAAGCAGAUGUUGAUCGCCUCCCGCUUCCAGAGGGUCAUGGAGAUUGGACCCGUCUUCCGUGCCGAGAACUCGAACACUGCUCGCCACCUGACAGAGUUCACUGGUCUCGAUCUCGAGAUGGAGUUCCAGGAGCACUACCACGAGGUCAUGGGCGUCCUCGAGGACCUCAUGCUGUUUAUUUUCAAGGAGCUGAAUGUACGAUACAAGCGCGAGACCGACCUCAUCCGCAGUGUCUACCACGUCGACGACUUCAAGCUCCCAGAGUCCGGCAAGGUACCCAGAAUCCCCUUCACAGAGGGUAUCAAGAUGCUGCGCGAAGCUGGUGAGGAACUCAACGACUACGAUGACUUGAGCACACCUCAAGAAAAGCACCUCGGACGUCUGGUCCUCGAGAAGUACGGCACCGACUUCUACGUCCUCGACCAGUUCCCGCUCGCGAUCCGACCCGCAUACACAAUGCCAUCGCCACACGACCCCAAGCUCUCCAACUCGUACGACUUCUUCAUGCGCGGCCAGGAAAUCUGCUCCGGUGCCCAGCGCAUCCACGACUCGGAGCUGCUGUCCAAGCAGAUGCGCGAGCACGACCCACCGAUCGACCCCAACGGCGCCGGUACAAAGGACUACGUCGACUGCUUCCGAUAUGGAUGUCCGCCCCACGCCGGAGGUGGUUUCGGCCUGGAGCGAAUCGUGCAGUUCUGGCUGGGUCUGCCCAACAUCCGCAUGUGCAGUCUGUUCCCUCGCGAUCCGCAGAGGGUUGCGCCGUAAGCAUGUCGUUGUGUGUUCAUGGGGCAGAAGUUGUGGUAGUGUGAUUAGAGA
Messenger RNA from Didymella exigua CBS 183.55, 1918 nucleotides. RefSeq names its product aspartyl-tRNA synthetase. The transcript is spliced from 3 exons. Gene Ontology annotation, molecular function: ATP binding; RNA binding; aspartate-tRNA ligase activity. NCBI's taxonomy places the organism in Eukaryota, Fungi, Ascomycota, Dothideomycetes, Pleosporales, Didymellaceae. The record is from RefSeq and is a predicted model, not a curated record. Gene Ontology annotation, biological process: aspartyl-tRNA aminoacylation. Gene Ontology annotation, cellular component: aminoacyl-tRNA synthetase multienzyme complex; cytoplasm; cytosol. The coding region runs from base 203 to 1867 and encodes 554 amino acids.